Melospiza melodia melodia is the source of this 3650-nucleotide messenger RNA. RefSeq names its product muskelin 1 (gene MKLN1). The transcript has 18 exons. Gene Ontology annotation, molecular function: protein binding. NCBI's taxonomy places the organism in Eukaryota, Metazoa, Chordata, Aves, Passeriformes, Passerellidae. Bases 26 to 2230 code for a protein of 734 amino acids. Gene Ontology annotation, cellular component: cytoplasm. The record is from RefSeq and is a predicted model, not a curated record.
UGCCGGGGCCGCUGCUGACAACAAGAUGGCGGCGGCGGCGGGUCCGGCGGGCGCUGAGAGUCGCAUGUUGGGCUACAGCCUGCACCGCUGGAGCAGCUUCUCCUCCACCUACCUGCCCGAGAAUAUCUUGGUGGAUAGACCAAAUGAUCAGUCCUCAAGAUGGUCUUCAGAAAGCAAUUAUCCUCCCCAGUAUUUGAUUUUGAAGCUUGAAAGACCUGCCAUAGUCCAGAGCAUCACAUUUGGCAAAUAUGAGAAAACACAUGUCUGCAAUUUAAAGAAGUUUAAAGUCUUUGGUGGGAUGAAUGAGGAGAAUAUGACAGAUCUCUUAUCCAGUGGCUUAAAGAAUGAUUAUAACAAAGAAACAUUCACCUUGAAGCAUAAAAUUGAUGAACAGAUGUUCCCCUGUCGAUUCAUUAAGAUAGUUCCACUCUUAUCGUGGGGACCUAGCUUCAAUUUUAGUAUCUGGUAUGUUGAGCUAAAUGGCAUUGAUGAUCCAGAUGUGGUCCAGCCGUGCCUCAACUGGUACAGCAAGUACCGUGAACAGGAAGCCAUUCGCCUUUGCCUAAAGCACUUUCGGCAGCACAACUACACCGAGGCUUUCGAGUCGCUGCAGAAGAAAACCAAGAUUGCUCUGGAGCACCCCAUGCUGACAGACCUGCACGACAAACUGGUGUUGAAGGGGGACUUCGAUGCUUGUGAAGAACUGAUAGAAAAAGCUGUGAAUGAUGGCUUGUUCAAUCAGUAUAUCAGUCAGCAAGAGUACAAACCUCGCUGGGGGCAGAUUAUCCCCAAAAGCACCAAAGGUGAUGGGGAAGACAGUCGGCCAGGGAUGAGAGGUGGCCAUCAGAUGGUGAUAGAUGUGCAGACAGAAACUGUUUAUUUGUUUGGUGGCUGGGAUGGAACUCAGGAUCUGGCUGACUUCUGGGCAUACAGUGUGAAGGAAAACCAGUGGACCUGUAUAUCCAGGGAUACUGAGAAAGAGAGCGGUCCCAGUGCCAGGUCCUGUCACAAGAUGUGCAUUGACAUCCAGAGAAGGCAGAUCUACACCCUGGGGAGGUACCUGGAUUCCUCUGUGAGGAACAGCAAGUCCCUGAAGAGCGACUUCUACCGCUACGACAUCGACACCAACACCUGGAUGCUGCUGAGCGAGGACACUGCAGCAGAUGGAGGCCCCAAGCUGGUGUUUGAUCAUCAGAUGUGCAUGGAUUCUGAAAAACACAUGAUCUACACCUUUGGGGGCCGAAUCCUGACCUGCAAUGGCAGUGUGGACGACAGCAGAGCCAGUGAGCCCCAGUUCAGUGGCUUGUUUGCUUUUGACUGCCAGUGCCAGACGUGGAAACUUCUGAGGGAGGAUUCCUGCAACGCCGGACCCGAGGAUAUCCAGUCCCGGAUAGGACACUGCAUGUUGUUCCAUUCUAAAAAUCGCUGCUUGUAUGUGUUUGGUGGCCAGAGAUCAAAGACUUACUUGAAUGAUUUCUUCAGUUACGAUGUGGACAGCGACCACGUGGACAUUAUCUCAGAUGGCACAAAGAAAGAUUCAGGGAUGGUUCCAAUGACAGGUUUCACUCAAAGGGCCACCAUUGAUCCUGAACUGAAUGAAAUCCACGUCUUGUCAGGGCUCAGUAAAGACAAGGAGAAGCGGGAAGAGAACGUGAGGAAUUCCUUCUGGAUUUAUGACAUUGUGAGGAACAGCUGGUCUUGUGUCUAUAAGAAUGACCAAGCAGCAAAAGAGAAUCCAGGUAAAAGCCUUCAGGAAGAGGAGCCCUGCCCAAGGUUUGCCCAUCAGCUGGUGUAUGAUGAGCUGCACAAGGUUCAUUACUUAUUUGGAGGGAAUCCUGGUAAAUCCUGCUCUCCAAAGAUGAGAUUAGAUGAUUUCUGGUCUCUGAAGCUCUGUCGACCUUCAAAGGAAUAUCUGCUAAGACACUGCAAAUACCUCAUCAGAAAGCACAGGUUUGAGGAGAAAGCUCAGACUGACCCUCUCAGUGCACUGAAGUACCUGCAGAAUGAUUUAUAUGUAACUGUGGAUCACUCGGACCCUGAGGAGACAAAGGAGUUUCAGCUUCUUGCCUCAGCAUUAUUUAAGUCUGGCUCGGAUUUCACGACUCUCGGAUUUUCAGACGUUGACCACACGUAUGCCCAGAGAACUCAGCUGUUUGACACUUUAGUCAACUUCUUCCCAGACAACAUGACCCCUCCUAAAGGCAACCUGGUGGACCUCAUCACGCUGUAACGGAGCAAUCACUGGACACGUGGAAGAGGGGAAAAGCAUCCAUUUUCAGUAUUUUAAUUUUUUUACUGCAUUGAUUGACUGCUGGGAUGAAGUUAAUAUAGUAACCCCUAGGUGUUUGAAAGGGGUUUUAUACUUGUAUGGUGAAUCCCUGGAGCUUUUCCCUCGGAGUAGGUUAAUAAAAUGUAACUGACGUACUUCUGACUAAAUAUAUAUAUUUUUUCUGAGUUUGGAUUUUGAGUUAGCAAAUGUAAGAUGAAAAGGUGGGGGGAAAAAAGAAAAAGAAAUAAAACCCAGUCAUGCAGUGAUCUUUUUGCCUAUGGGGGAAAAUUUGAGAUAUGUGAGUUGUCUGGGAUUAAAGAUGAUGGUUUUAUUUUGUGUUUCCUGAGGAAGAGGGGGAAGAGGUUUUUCUUUCCUCAUUUGUAACUAGUCAUGAUGUAUUGCUUUAUCCUACAACUCCGUCCUCAGCAGCUGAAUAACCUGGUGGCAGGACACUGGCAGGUGUUGAGAUGAUGUAAUGGAUGUCCUGAGUCUCGCACUCACGGUGUGUCGCGGGAAGGAAGGCGAGCGUGUGUUCCGAACCGUCUGUGUCCCCUUCCAGAGCUGUGUGACAGUCAUGUCUAAUUGCUUCUGAGACUCCACCUAAACUGAUGACCUACAUCCCUGUCUCCUGUUCUCUGGGGCCUUCCAGUUCAACCUGGCAGGCAAGAGGGAACCUGAGAUACAGCUGGAAAGCAGGAGUGCGGUCACUGCCCACACGGGCCCCUUUUCAGGGAUUGAUCUCUUUGCUGCUGUGCUCAUCCACUGAGAAACCCUGUGGGUCCUCAGCGAGCCUGGCAGAACUGGGUCUUCCACCACACACAUCCCCAACCUCUGCAAACCUGCCCCCAGGUUGGGUGUAGGAUUUCUGAAGCAGAUUGUCUUCAUUUCCAUGUGAAGCGUUUCUGUGUGCGUUCGUCCGUGUGUACAUGUACAGGGCGUUGCUCCCAACAGCUUGUCUCCUUCCCAUGUAAGUGCAACUCCCUUGUUCAAAGCAUUUUAGACCUAGAUCUGAAUGUGAGGGAGGCCUUCUUAGCAUAAAUCUCUGAAAAUGAGCUGAUGCAUAUGUAUAGAAAAUAUAUUCUUCCUUUUGCUGAAAGCCUUCUUUAUAAACACUGUAAGGGCUUGGUGCUGCACUGUGAGGUUGAAUGAAGGACAUGCAUACCCAGCAUUAGAAACUCUGCAUUCAGUGUCUGUGAGCGUUCAGUACACACUGGCAGAUGUAAAUAUUUAUAUGAAACUGCAAAACUUUCUGCCCAGCAGUGUUCAUGCCAGUCAGGUAUCGUCGCUGCACCCGCUGUGGCUCCUGUUGAACUUGGUGGAAGUCCUGUGUGUGCAAUGAUUUGGACUCUUGAAAUAAAGAGUUAGUCAAGUGUCUUUUUCA